Molecule: messenger RNA, 1140 nt
Organism: Penicillium bovifimosum
Lineage: Eukaryota; Fungi; Ascomycota; Eurotiomycetes; Eurotiales; Aspergillaceae
Product: putative mitochondrial carrier protein
Exons: 3
Coding region: 1-1140 (379 amino acids)
Cellular component (GO): mitochondrial inner membrane
Molecular function (GO): S-adenosyl-L-methionine transmembrane transporter activity
Source: RefSeq, a predicted model, not a curated record
AUGUACAACAGUCAUUCCGAUAUCUGGGUUGCCGGCGCCUUCGCUGCGGUCGUAGUCGAUUUCAUCGUUUACCCUUUUGACACCCUCAAAACCCGCAUCCAGUCACCAAAUUAUGAGAAGGUCUUUAAGAAUGCGCGUACAGGAGGGGUCCAGCGCGAUGUGCUCUUCCGAGGAUUAUACCAAGGUGUAUGGAGCGUGGUAUUCUCGACGAUUCCAUCCUCUGGGGCAUUCUUCACAACAUACGAAGCCGUGAAGAGCAUCAUGUACAAUUCUUCGACCAUGAACACCUCCAGCAUACACCAUGGUCGAACGCCACAUACCGAACGUUCUCUGAACAGUCUUCGCUUGCCAUUUACACAUUCCCUUCCUACUCCUAUCAUGCAUGGAAUUGCCUCCUCGGCCGGAGAGAUGGUAUCAUGCCUCAUGCUCACCCCGGCAGAGGUUCUAAAGCAAAAUGCGCAGAUGAUACAGAGCCCUGGGGCCGGCCACCACAACAACCAUCGUUCAACCGAAGGGAACAGAUCCGCCAUGCGCCAAGUACUCUCCCGAUUUAAACAUCGCCCGUGGCGCCUCUGGAGUGGAUAUACCGCACUGGUUGGUCGAAACCUUCCGACAACAGCUUUACAAUUUCCGCUUUUUGAAUACGUACGAUCACGUCUGAUCGACCGAUGGAGGAAGCGGAAAGCCGCUCGCAACAACGACGGUCGACCGCCAUCGCAACAGUCGGAUCAGCUGGUUGAACGGGCCGGUCUGACGGGUCUCGCGGCGGCAAUUUCGGGCCCAGUCGCGUCGACGGUGACUACCCCAAUUGAUGUGAUCAAAACUCGGGUCAUGCUCUCCGCCAGCGACUCCGGCACUCAGGCUGAGACUCGUGGAAGCAAAGAUGUACUUCCAGCGGCACAGAAGAGCAAAUCGGGUCAAUCUCCUAUUGCUGUCGGUCGUGAUAUCAUACGCCAUGAAGGCAUCCGCGGUCUCUUCAAGGGUGGGCUGAUCCGUGCUGGGUGGACGGCGGUGGCAUUAGGCUUGUAUCUCAGCCUGUAUGAAGGAGGCCGGUUCUAUCUGGAGAAUCGGCGAAAGGAGCGUGACGGCGUCGGCCAGGGAUUUGGGAAACAGGGUUAUGACGGCGAAAAGGGCAUUUAA